Messenger RNA from Lachancea fermentati, 4911 nucleotides. NCBI's taxonomy places the organism in Eukaryota, Fungi, Ascomycota, Saccharomycetes, Saccharomycetales, Saccharomycetaceae. The record is from the annotation of a GenBank genome assembly.
AUGUCUCUCUUCACAGCUCUUAACUUUACUCCCGAUGAGGCUUUGCAGGAAGCAGAGCAACACUCCAGAGAGCUACAAAUCGAAGAGAGUUUUAGGGUUUUUCAAAGUGCUCUUUUCCAUUUGAAAGCCAAGCGGUUCAAUGAAGCAGCAGAAAAGUUCAGGCAACUGUUCAGUAUCGACGUCAUCAAACCAGACAAAUGGGGUAUGUAUAGAUUCUCGAGCCCUACGCUAGAUUCCUUACGCUACUUGGCUUACAGGAAUAGAGGGGUUUUCUACUAUCAAUAUCUAAGGGAGCACUAUCAGAAAUUGUCACCAGAAGAUGUCGUGGAUCAUAUUCUAAAAGUUAUUGAGAACUUAUUAGAAGCAAUUCAACAUUGUGAUUGUGAUGUAGCAGUGGUGGAACUUCUCAUAACAAUUGCCAAGAGCUUCAGAAGUGAAAAGUUGGAGCGUUAUCUUCUUGAGUAUGAGAUUUUGAAAGAGCCUGAGUUUAUUACGACAGUUGCCAGAAGACGGCAUAUCCUGCCUCAAAUGCAAAAAUCAAUUUAUGAUCUAGCGCAGCUUCUACAGAAAUUAAAGGACUAUGAAUCAAUAAACACUGGCUUUAUUCGCGAACUCAAGCACUUUAUCCAGGACAAGAGAUUUCCAGAAGUCAAUUUAGUACCUGUUCUAUCUCAGAUCAAGGAUAUGAAAAUAAGUGAUGAGCAUGCCAUGACAGAAUUGAAUGUGGUGGAAAUAGUCAUUGAUGAGGUUAGUUGGGAAGGUAUUGCAGAGUCAUUAAUGGCUGCAUUGCCAAAAUUCAAGAGUUCCAAUUUCUUUGGUCGAAUAUCUGACCCAUAUAGUGAGGUAGAUGAGCCAUUCGAGAAUGUAAAGCUAGUAGUGAAUGAUGUUGAAAAACCGCUCGAUAACGAAGAGGUGAAAGAGAUAGAGAAAGAUACUGCAGCAAAGGAAUCUGCUGUUUCUGAUCCGGUUAAUUCAUCCACUAUUAGUAUUCCGGGUUUGGAUUCAUCAAAGCGGAAUUCAGAUACUCAAGAAAGCUCGCGUUCGGUACAAAGAUCCAGUAAGCGCUUCAAAGAAAAAACACAAAUCACAGAUGAACCGGAAGUAAUGAGCGUACAUCAGUUUUUUUUCGAAGAUUUGAAUCACAUCUCCGCAGAAGUAGAUUCCAGCAUAAAAUUUGAGGUCGAAAAGUUCUCUCCCGAAGACACGCCACGAGAUUCGCCGAUUUUUACUGCUUUAACUGAUUUGUACGAUUGUUUAAGUUCAUGGACUAAUCGUCAUAGUGAAUUUUUGAAUCAAAAUGAAUCCAAACAGUCGUCUAAAUCUUCAGGAGCUGAUACGGAAAGCAUCUUUCAGCUCAAUUCUCUUUUCCGAACUAGUGUUCUAACAAAUGACAGCGGUCCGACGCAGUCACUGACUGACCUGCCGACCCAAUCAGUGAAGAACUUUAUUUCGGAAAUGAACGCAAGAUGCUCUCACUUUCAAGAAAUUCGUCUGAACUUGUUGGACAACUUGCUUUCAACAGAUGCAAAUGAUUUUUGUCUGAUAGUUGAUACAUUUUGGAGCCCGGUUUUGUUUAAGACGAUUGAAUCGUUCGUUUUAGGCAUAGAAACGAAUCUUUACAAGAUGUUGGAUUCAAAAUCCGUUGACUCUAUUUCUUUCGGACUUUCGGUAUAUGAGAUUUUGGUGAACAUGAUGGGUGAUAUUUACACCGGAAUUAGCCAUAAGAAGCUGCAGGGUCAAAAGAGCAAUGAACUAGAAACGCAAAGAAACAAGCUAGAGAGAAAAGUUACAAAGUGGUGUUUAUUCCUCGAAAGCGCCACCUUAAGCUUGCGCUCUCGCUUCAGAUUUUGGUGGACCAAGUUUUGUUACCUUCAAUAUACCACUGACAUUACUGACAAUAAGUUGGUGGAUGCAUUGAUUGACAUUGAAUCUGGAUUGAAAGAAGGUACUGAUUGUAUUGACAUUUCCUAUGCCAAUUAUUCGAAUAUUCCCAGAUUCAAUAUGAAGAUGGUACAGAAUCAACUUUCGAGAAUAAACAUGAUUAGAAAAGUGACCACCAUUGAUAUGAAUGAAGGUCAAAAAGAAGACACGACCUCUGAGCAGCAAAUUGAAAUUUUACGAGAAGCGUUAACUGGAGAAGCUACAGAAAUCAGUCAUCUGAAUGAUGAGGAAAAAUCUAUGGUGGAUUUCAUAUUAAAUUCUCCUUUUUUACUGAAAAUAAAGCUAUGGAAAAUUUUGAUGUCUUAUUAUAGCGAAAAUGAUCCGACAAAGCUUCAAAUGGUAUACUUCAAGAUAUUGAAAGUUCUAUAUGAUAAAAUUUGCUCUGAAGAUUAUGCCGCCCAAUCUCAAUUGCAACGUCAGCAAACCUUAUUAGCAACGAUAAACUCAAUUGGAUCUUUCACAGAUGAAUUCUUAAAGGUUUUUGGCGAUAAAUCGAAUUGGAAAUAUAUCGACCACUCUAUGCUUUCUCUCAACAUUGAUUUACUCCUUCAUGUUAUUUACUUGCUCUAUCCAAUAACUUUCUAUGAAAGCAUGUGCCAGCGAGACCACUUUCUCAAAUCCUUUUUCAGAAAAGCCGUGAAGUCGUCGGCAAAACUUAAGAAGAUUUUCAUUGAUUUACUCUCCGUGAAUUUGUUGUUCUAUUAUAUCUUCUCUAGCGCUCGGAUUGAUGAUAACAAAGACAACUCUGUACUAAAUUUAAUUUGGACGACUCACUCGCUAACGGGAAAAUUUGGUUUUUGUGAUUCAUCCCACGGCAUUCUCUUGAACUUAGCAGAGCUUUUGCUUUGUAAAGCUCCAAAUGACACAUCAUUCAUCCAGCUGAAACAGGUAUUGUGGUGCAGAUAUCAUCUACUUGUUAGUGGAGAUAGCUCUGUGUCCGUAGAGCACACCACUAAGGCAAUAAGUAUGAGCAAAGAAAGCGCUAUUACUAUUGGCACAUAUUUGAUAGAAUACCACUACGAGGGCAAAAAUCCUUUGCUUGCUACUGGCAAUAAAACCAACCUCAAGCAAAUACUGGAUCACGUCGUUCAAGUCAUUGGAGAUUUGAACUUUAACGGAAAUCACAUCUUAUGUCGUAAUCGUUUUUUUUUCGAGAAGUUCUUGGAUUCAUCGAUCAGCACUCGAACACUGAGAAACUCGUAUUCGGGAAACCUCUCUCUGGAAUUCACCAAGCCUAACGAUCAUUUGCAAGGUGCGGUAGACUCAGGUGUUUUCUUUGUUGCUGGAGUUCAAAACCUCAAUCUUUACAGAAUUCGCAAAAAAGCUACGCAAGCCCGCCCUUCGGAACUUGAUUCCAUUAUUUCAAUGUUGAAAACAGACAUUUUAUACAACACUGAAAGGUUCGAAAGCUGGUUUCUGUUGGGAAGGUGUUACUCCUAUGUGGUGGAGGACGAUCUGAUAUGGACAUCAGAUAAGCUCGCAUACCCAGAAAAGCGAAAGGGGACGACCUCGACGCAAAGAAAAGCGAUCCUAUGUUACCUUAUGGCUUUGAGUUUAUCUCAACAAACUCCUCCACAGCAAAGUGUCAGCCAAGAAAUGGAUCGAGAGAUUAUUUUGAAGGACUUAUUUGAGACCCUUUCUGAAGAGAUGCUGAACGGCUACUUAAAGCCUAUGGAUAAGUCCUGCUUUCAGUGGGAACCUCCUGCUACGGUGAGACUAUGUGAAAACGGAGAAAUAAUUUCAGCCCCCGUUUACGACAAGCAAUCGAUUAGUGAUUUCAAUGUUCAGCAGGGUAUUUUCCUAGGUUUUGUGAAAGCAGAUGAGCUUUCUGUGAACCAGGAAAGACAAAGGAGUAUUCAGAGGAAUUGGAAAAACUUGUAUUAUAUUUCCAAGCUUCAAUUUAAAUUGAAUGUCCUCAGUUACGCUGAGAGUGACCAUGAAGUGGCUUUACAAGCAUGCGAAUUGGCAGGUAUUGUAUCUAAGAUUAAGAAUCCCAUACUAGAGCCUCACUACUUUUUGGUUUCGUCAAUUUACAAGUGUGUGAAGUUGGAAGCUUUGUCCGUGCCCAGGGCACUGGACGUUUUAUCAAAGAAUAAUACAUUUUUUCAGAAGGACUCUUCUUUCUGGGAAGUGACCCACUCUGAAGAGAAUAACACGUCGGAAUUUAACCUCAAGAUUAUUGAUUUAUUGAGAAUAAUCUUGAGCCAUGAUAAAAUGAAGUGGCAUCAUCGUCCUAAAUAUAGGAUAGCAAGGAUCUUGUACGAAGAUAUGAAGGACCUCGAAGGAGCAAUGGCAGAAAUGGAUGACUUGAUGUUCUUGAAAAGCAGCAAUAAGAAUCUAGUCAAUAUAUGGAAACCAGAUCUCGAAAGGCCAGGGAAGCACUUCGCAUAUACAUAUCAGUACGUCAUGUUCUACCUGGACAUGCUCUUCUGCAGUGAGGACUACGUAUCAAUCGCUUUAGUAGCGAAGAAGCUCAGAAGGUUUGGCCCCGGAAUGAUCAACGUCAGUCAGGCGACAGAACGAGCUAUGAGGCUUUUCUGCCUCUGUGUUCAGUCGCAAUUUCAGGUCAAUGAAAAGGAAUAUGCGGAUAAACUUCUACCAUCUUUGAAUUAUCAGCUUUUCCUCAAAAAUAGUGCUGAUCUAUUUCAAGCGUUCAACAAGGCAGAAUACGAUCCCAAAGUUUUGGAAGUUCUCGCACAUGCUUAUCAACUCAAAAAGGGCAACAACGGCUACGAUGGAAUAUGUCUAGCCAUCUACUUCAAGUUUUUAUAUCUGCCAUUCGUGGAAAAGAAAGAAGCUGCAAAAACGGCUACACCUGCUUCGAAUAUUAACACUGAAAAGGAUGCUGGGACGGGAUCCGGGCAUGUGAAUACUUCAAUGAAAGUUAAGGGUAAUAAUACUCGAAAGAGAGUUAGCAAGAAAGAUGCCUUUGAUAAAAUAGCUGGAAUAGUUGAGAAAAAGAUCACGUGA